Musa acuminata AAA Group (dessert banana) is the source of this 1994-nucleotide messenger RNA. RefSeq names its product peroxisomal adenine nucleotide carrier 1-like. The transcript has 8 exons. Gene Ontology annotation, cellular component: peroxisomal membrane. The record is from RefSeq and is a predicted model, not a curated record. Gene Ontology annotation, biological process: fatty acid beta-oxidation; ATP transport; ADP transport. Gene Ontology annotation, molecular function: ADP transmembrane transporter activity; ATP transmembrane transporter activity. Bases 120 to 1094 code for a protein of 324 amino acids. NCBI's taxonomy places the organism in Eukaryota, Viridiplantae, Streptophyta, Magnoliopsida, Zingiberales, Musaceae.
CCGUCCAGGCUAUAAACCCGUCGACGAUGCGCACCGCGGUGAAGUGAGCGCGCGCGUCUUCGACUCAUCUCGGUGUGCUGUGUGUCGCCGCUCACCGAGAGAGAGAGUGAGAGAGAGAGAUGGCGGAUGGGUUGGAUUGGGAGUCGCUGACGGAGGCGACGUCGGGGGCGGUUGGGGCGCUGGUCAGCACCACCGUGCUUUACCCCCUCGACACUUGCAAGACCAAGUAUCAGGCCGAAGUCCAAUCCCAUGGCCAGCGCAAGUACAGGAAGCUUUCUGAUGUACUGUGGGAGGCAAUUUCCACACGCCAAUUUCUUUCGCUCUACCAAGGACUAGGCACCAAGAAUUUGCAAUCUUUCAUAUCGCAAUUUGUUUAUUUUUAUAGUUAUAGCUAUUUUAAACGUUGGUAUCUGCAAAAGAGUGGAGCUAAAUCUAUUGGAACAAAAGCUAACUUGGUUGUCGCUGCUGCUGCUGGUGCUUGCACUGUGGUUGUGACUCAGCCACUAGAUACUGCAUCUUCUAGAAUGCAAACUAGUGCAUUCGGUAAAUCCAAGGGUUUAUGGGAAACCCUGUCAGAAGGAUAUUGGAGUGAAGCAUAUGAAGGCUUAGGCAUAUCUCUCCUCUUGACAGCAAAUCCUGCGAUUCAGUAUACAGUAUUUGAUCAGUUGAAACAAAGAAUUCUGAGGAAACAAAGCAGUAAAGUUAUGCCAGCAGACACUAAAUCAUCUCCAGCAGUUCUUUCUGCCUUCUCAGCCUUUGUACUUGGAGCCAUCUCAAAGAGCGUAGCAACCAUCGUGACCUACCCAGCUAUUAGGUGUAAAGUUAUGAUUCAAUCUGCUGAUACUGAAGAUGAAUCCAACAAGGAUACACAAUCUAAAACCCCCAAGACAAUGGUGGGUGCCUUAUCUUCUAUAUGGGGAAAAGAAGGGUUUCCUGGCGUAUUCAAAGGUCUGCAGGCUCAGAUUCUGAAAACUGUUUUGAGCUCUGCCUUAUUGCUGAUGAUAAAGGAGAAGAUCUCAAAGUAUACGUGGAUUUCCAUGCUUGCUCUCAGAAGAAGUUUUUUAGACCAUGGCUUGCUAUGGGGGAGACUGUGAACUCUAUAAAGACCAGCUUGCUGAUUUCUGCAACAAUAGGAGCAGCAGCAAGAGGUUGAUUCAGUGGUUCCUUAAAGCUAUAAAAGUUUGAAGAGGGUUGAGUACCUUGGACUAAUGUACGUUCUCUGUCAUGGCAAAAUAUUUUAUUGGUAUUGAACUAUCUGAGCUUUGGAUUUGAGGUCAUGAAGGAGUUGCAAGUCUCUGAAUCUUGACAGUGCAUUUGCCAGACUUUAUGCUUCACUGAAACAAAAUUUUCCAGCUAAAAAUAAAUCCUGUGCUUGUUCUUAGAAAGGUAAAGCUAGUCUGUUCUGCUUGAUAUGCUCAAGAGAUGGUGUAGUAACUUGGAUUGAUGAAUUGGUGAAAACUGGAAGAGCCACAAAGGAUAAGAAUGAAAAAUGGAGAUUGGAUAGAGGAAAAGAAAGAACAUAAGAGAGAGAGAGAGAGAGAGAGAGAGGAUUCUCUUAGAGCAAUUGGUGUUCUUCAUCAGAAGCUUUGUCAGUCAUCUCCAACAUGGAUGGAAUUCAAACACUUGUCACCAUCAUUGGCUCUCUCAGGUCAAAAAGUACACUAUUGACAGCGUGUGCUUCACGUUCUGCACAUGGAACAGCUUCCAUUCACCAUCUCCAUUUCUGGUCCCAUUACAGCUUUAAAGAACUCAACAUGAUUCUGCCAAACUCACCGGCCACCACAUUGCUUUGCUUGGCUUCCAUCCCCAAGAUUUCACCCCUACCAGUCAUGAUUCCUGUAAUUUGACUUCUUCUUGAGAUAGAUAGUUUCGAACAACAAGCAAGACUGGUCAAAUACGUGUGACAGCCGCCUUGGAUGAGGUUCCUCUUAGACUUAUAUUUAUGUAACUCAACAGUAGUGAUUUCUUUUACAUUUAGAUUGGAUUUUUUUGGG